AUGGUGAACUGGCGAGGGAGCAGGGUCAGGACCGUCGCGAAACCCCUCCUCAUCGUCCUCUUGAUCAACUUUCUCUCCCUCCUCUACGUUCUGCGGCACCACCCCAAUCCCUCAGCCGACGACAGCCCACCGAUUGUGGAAAGGUUCCAGGCCGAGAAUUUGAAACCCUGGCCGACCCUCCCCUCCUUUCUUCCAUGGGUACCGAAGUCCAACCCCGCUCGGGGUUCCUGCGAGGCGUACUUCGGCAACGGCUUCUCCCGCCAGAUCGAGAUGCUGAAGCAGGUAGAGGGGGGCUCUUCCAGGGGUGGUCGCGGAGGGUGGUUCCGGUGUUCCUACAGCGAGACGCUUCGUAGCUCGGUUUGCCAGGGAGGGAGUUUGCGGAUGGAUCCCCAGCGGAUUAGGAUGUCGACAGGUGGGGAGAAUUUGGAGGAGGUGAUGAGAAGGGAGGAAGAGGUGGAACUGCCCAAAUUUGAGCCGGGAUCGUUCCAGAUUGAGUCUGGCCGUAGCGGCGAUGGGAAGACCGGAGGAAGAAUCAUGACCGAGGAGGUACUCGAUAAUGUUGUACCGCGGGGUGCCAUCCAUUCACACACGAUGCGCCAUCUCAUCAGUUCGAUCCAGAUUGUAGGUCCCGGCGAACUUCAGUGCUCUCAGGUCAGCUUUCUCAUCUGUUCCCACGGAAUUUCUGUGUUCAUUGGUGGCAUUAAGUUUAAGAUGGUAGGGAGAAAUCUGAUCCCUUGAUUGAAAGCUCUCAAAUUAUGUGCUCAUUACCUAUGCUUGGAUAGUCUGAGCUGUUCAUAUCUCCAACGAUGUGUUGGUGAAGAAAGCGCCAGUUCGAUGAUCGGUUUCAUGGAACCAAGACUCUAUAAUUCGAAUUCUUGGGUAGGUUACAGCUAGGUUGGCCUCGAAAUAAUUGAGAAAAUAUUCUGAAAAAUAAUUCUGAUUGUAGAUCCCUUGUAUCGCAUCUCUUUUAGGUCCUUGGUGAAAAAAGGGAACGACUUGAUAUAAAAAACUGAUGAUGAUUAAGAAUUAUGAUUGCCUGUGUAGACUUCCAUGCAUCUCCUAGCUUGGUAAUCAGUAAUGCAAUAGACUUCAUCUGAGAAUUAAUGUUUCUGAGUGGAGAAUUCGAUAAUGUAUGAGGAUGCAUCCUUGUAGGUAAUUUAUGAUUCUUAGUUUGUCAUUCCUAUCAUCAUAAUCGUGUUCGUGCUGAUCGUCCUCAGUUUUCUUUCUUCUUUCUUUUUCUCUAUUGAUGUGGAUGGCGAUGAAGAGCUAUCUAUUAGUAGUAAACUGUCGCAAGCUGUCUUGAGCUGUUGUUGCUUUUCUGAUUAUCCAAGCAAUUCUUAGUCUGUAGGUGUUGCUAACCAUAUGUUAUCCAUGAUCAGAGUAUGCUUAUUCAAGCAGACGUUUUUAAACUGCCUGAUUGAUGGGCAAUUGAUUUGAUUAUCAUUCAGUUAAACCCUUGAAAACGGACGAAGAAAUCUAUUAGCUUGGUGGGUUUUUUGUGGAGAAAAUAUCUUAAUUUCUGGUGGCCUGCCACAUUAUCCACAUCAUUGUUUCAUGUUAGUCCAUUUCUAUUGCAGUGGAUUGAUGAACCGACAGUUUUGGUGACACGCUUUGAGUAUGCAAACCUUUUCCAUACGGUCACCGACUGGUACAGUGCAUACGCGAGCUCAAGGGUCGCCAACUUGCCCUAUCGGCCUCAUUUGAUAUUUGUUGAUGGCCAUUGCAGGGUAAGUGACCUGAUUAAUUCUUUCAUAUUUCCCUGCACAGCUCCUCUUAAGUGAAGAGAUCGUUCAUAUCCUUUUUUACUGUUUUUAUACAUAUUGGAAAAGAGCAGGGUGUGGGCCUUGGCCAUUAAUUUUGACAUCGUUUGUGCUAUAGCAAGCAUAUCUUAGAUAUUAAAAAUUUUAAUGUAAAAAAUAUCAAUUAUUUCAUAGAAAAUAGCUUGAAUUACUCAGAAUGGUUUCAACAACCAGGGGCGGGCAGAUUUCUCUCUCUGAGUGGGGUUUGAGCCUGCUGACCACUUGUGCCACCAUGAUUGCCUUCUUCAUGCAGACAUCACUGGAAGACACUUGGCGAGCCCUGUUCUCGAGCGUCCGCUAUGCCAAAAACUUCACCGGGCCUGUAUGCUUCCGCCAUGCAAUCCUCUCCCCCCUUGGCUACGAGACAGCUCUGUUCAAAGGCCUAUCCGAAAGUUUCAGCUGCCGAGGAACAAGGGCCCAUGUCCUCAGAGACAAACCCAAUGAUCGGAGAACGGCAAGACUGACCGAAUUCGGAGAGAUGAUCCGAGCAGCCUUCGGCCUUCGGACCGAUGACCCCACGGCGCCAACGCCACUCUCGGGCAGCCACAGCAUUCUCUUCGUGCGCCGGGAAGAUUAUGUGGCCCACCCGCGGCACAGCGGGCGGGUGGAAUCUCGUCUGAGCAACGAGCAGGAGGUUUUUGAUGCUCUGCAGAGCUGGGUGGCUCGGCACAGGAGCAGCUGCAACCUCACGCUAGUCAACGGCCUGUUUGCUCACAUGGAGAUGCGGGACCAACUCCAGGCAAUUCUCGGGGCCUCGGUCGUCGUAGGGGCUCACGGGGCCGGUCUCACCCACCUCGUCGCAGCGGGGUCGAAGACGGUUGUUCUUGAGAUCCUCAGUAGUCAGUACCGACGACCCCAUUUUCAGCUGAUCUCGGAGUGGAAAGGAAUGGAGUACCACCCAAUAAAUCUGGCCGGGUCGUACGCCGAUCCUCAGGUGGUCAUCGACAGACUGACCAGCAUAAUGAGGAGUUUGGGAUGCUGA
Molecule: messenger RNA, 2781 nt
Organism: Spirodela intermedia
Lineage: Eukaryota; Viridiplantae; Streptophyta; Magnoliopsida; Alismatales; Araceae
Source: the annotation of a GenBank genome assembly